Molecule: messenger RNA, 1506 nt
Organism: Diaporthe citri
Lineage: Eukaryota; Fungi; Ascomycota; Sordariomycetes; Diaporthales; Diaporthaceae
Exons: 6
Coding region: 1-1506 (501 amino acids)
Biological process (GO): biosynthetic process
Source: RefSeq, a predicted model, not a curated record
AUGGCAUUUCCAGAUUGGCUCAGAAUUGUCCUCCUGGUGCUCAGCUUCGCAUCAUUCCUGCCUCAGCUCCAACUGUUAUGGCUGCGCCGGGACAGCUCGGGCCUUAGCCUUUGCUAUGUUCUAUUCAACCUCGUGGUCGCGACGGAGCUAUUCACCAUCGACCUCGCGAUCCUCGUAAGCGUCGAUGGAGGCGACAUCUUCGUGCACGCGCCAGCCACGACCGGCGAUUGGUUGAAUCUGGCUCAGUUUGGAACCGUCUGGGUCAUGUGGAUAAUGGUCCUUAUUGCCUGCAUCGUCUUCUACCCUCGCGACCAACCUUACACCGUGCCCGCGAGCGUCUCUGUCAUCUACACAUGCUACCUUCUCAUAUCCUUGGUGCCUAUAAUUGCAGUCUCAGCCAGCGCGGACCCCAAAGAGGAUCGCAAGUGGUUCGAUGGUCUCUUCACCGGCUUCUACAUCCUCUUCUUGAACCCAACCAUCACCGUCCUUGGUGUCGCCUCUCUAUACCCACAAUGCCGUGCGAUCCUUAGGCGACCUAGGGACUCAGGACCUGGCGUGCAGGCGAUUUUGUUAUACAUUGCCAGAGCCACUCCUAAGCAGAAGAGCCUCGUCAUGAAAGACGACGAGAAUCCCGGUCUUAUUUACGAGGCCGAGGACGGCCCGGACCCGCUUCAUUUCUCAUAUACCCCUCUGGUGCUGAUUCACGAUGGUGGCGGCACAUGCUUCUCUUACUACUGCUUGAAUCCCAUCGGGCGUAUCGUCUAUGAGAUCCACAACCCACACUUCUACUCAGCCAAGCCAUGGCCGGGCGGCAUCCCAGAGAUGGCCAGGCACUACGUCGGGUUGAUGCGCAAGGCGGUGCCGCGCGGCCGCAUCCUCCUCGGCGGGUGGUCACUUGGCGGGCUCCUCUCGCUAGAGAUGGCGCGCGUACUGGCGGACGACCCGGACUUUACGGUGGUUGGCAUCGCCAUGGUGGACAGCAUCUGCCCGGCCGCGCGCACGACCAAGACGGGGCCCGCCAAGGCCGCUGUCGUGCCGUACAAGCACCAGUUCGGGCCCAACACGAAGGAGGAGACCAUUGAAGGAGUCGAGAGGUGCUUCGUAGAGGCGAGGAAGUCGAUUGAGACGUGGACCAUGCCAAGGUGGGAUGGCUCCGAUAUUGAGGGCGGCGACGGGGCCCAAAAGGGAACUAAUGGUGAGGGUUCGGGAGAUGGCCAGGCGCGUCCUGACCUGCCAUCGUCGGGUAUUAAGUGUCCACGGACGAUCCUGCUCCGCGCGAGGGAGGCGGUGCCGACGGAGCCAGGCGAGGUCAGCUUCGUUGACACGACGCGGCACAGCAGAAGCCUUGGCUGGGAUGAGUAUCAAAAGGACUUCCUUGAGGAGAUUGUGGAUAUUCCAGGCCAUCAUUUCUCCAUUUUCGCCUGGGAGCACAUCGACGAAGUCUCGCAGAAACUGAUGGACGCGUGCAACACUCUUGAGAAGAUGGCGUCAGUUACUGCAUCAUAA